AAUUGACAUUUUGUUUUGGUAAAUUUUCUCGAUAGGUACAACCUAAAGUACCGAAAUAGGAAUAUAAAACUGAUAAGUCUUUGUCAAUCAUUCCAAGUAAAGGACAAACUUUAUUACUAACUUUUUUACACCUAAACAUAACAGUAAUUUAGCUUUCAUUGCAUGUACUUUAUUCCUUUUAAAUUGACAUUUUCACAUAACAGGAUUAAUAUAGUUUACUCAAGUGGCAGAUCGAAUAAUUUUCAUUGUUUUUCAUUAUUUGUUUAAAAUGAACUUGUUAGGAGAAACAGAAGAUAAGAGAAAAGUUCCAGAUAUGUUGCAGAGAAUACUUAGAUAUGACAUUCAAGUCACUAAAAAAUUUGUUGAAAUGUCUCAAAAUAUAACUGCAUUAAGAUCACUUCGUGUACAUUCUAAGUUCUUAGAGGUAUCAUGUCAUGGCAUAGUGUGGCUGGCAGGCUGGCUCUCAUUCAUUUGGUUGUUUAACAACAGGGAACUGUAUCAACUACAAGUAAACAUGUUAUUUGCACUUAUUUUAGAUAUCAUAGUAAUAGCAGUGAUAAAGGCCUUUGUAAGGAGACGUCGUCCUGUACCAAUGAACAAACUAUUGCCUGGUAACCCGGACAAAUAUUCUUUCCCUUCGGGCCAUACAAGUAGAGCAGUACUAGUUGCUUUCAUAUUGAUUUGUAUAGAUCCUAUCAAUUUUAUAUUCUAUCCACCCCUGCUUGCUUGGGUUGGAGCUGUAGCUAUAUCUAGGGUUCUUGCGGAGAGGCACUACUUCUUGGAUGUUUUUGCUGGUUUAGGUAUUGGAAUACUAGAAGGUUUAUUCAUGUCUCUUAUUUGGUUCUCUCAAAGUACAGCUAUCAGCGUCAUUACAUCAUUGGCCGAUGAAAAGAAAGAUGGUGGAGAAUAUCAUGUCUAAAUUUUGAGUUUAUCUUAAAUUGAUUUUCAUAAAAUAAAUGUUAAUAUAUAUCAAUAUUUUUAUAUUAACCCGUUACAUUUUUUGUGUGUUGAAUAUUU
This is a messenger RNA of Nymphalis io (European peacock), 1017 nucleotides long. RefSeq names its product polyisoprenoid diphosphate/phosphate phosphohydrolase PLPP6. The coding region runs from base 269 to 919 and encodes 216 amino acids. The record is from RefSeq and is a predicted model, not a curated record. Lineage: Eukaryota; Metazoa; Arthropoda; Insecta; Lepidoptera; Nymphalidae. The transcript has 4 exons. Gene Ontology annotation, molecular function: sphingosine-1-phosphate phosphatase activity.